This is a messenger RNA of Trichobilharzia szidati, 1100 nucleotides long. The record is from the annotation of a GenBank genome assembly. NCBI's taxonomy places the organism in Eukaryota, Metazoa, Platyhelminthes, Trematoda, Strigeidida, Schistosomatidae.
GUUCUGCUUACCCGCCAUUUCAACAUUUUUUGUCUUAUGUCUUCCUCUCAGUCUAGGCGUGGAGUGCGUAAACGUACACAUGACAGAGCUUUUACUGGCCAUUCAGCAUCUAUGGACUCAACGCCUGUAGCAAACAAUGGUCAGAAACCUCCAUCAAGUGUUCAUUUUAAGACAAAAUCUAUGUCUACAAGUUUGAAAAGGAUACAAAAAGAACUGACAGAUAUUAUGUCAGAUCCACCACCUAACUGCAGUGCAUUUCCUCGAGGAGAUAAUCUUUACGAAUGGGUUUCAACUUUGCUGGGACCCCAAGGGUCAGUCUACGAAGGUGGAAUAUUCUUUCUCGAUAUCCACUUUUCUACGGAAUAUCCAUUCAAGCCUCCUAAAGUGAUAUUUAAGACGCGCAUCUAUCACUGCAAUAUAAACAGUCACGGAAUAAUAUGCCUGGAUAUACUCAAGGAUAACUGGUCUCCAGCACUUACUAUCAGCAAGGUUUUACUAUCCAUUUGUUCGUUGCUUACUGAUUGCAAUCCUGCUGACCCCUUAGUUGGGUCUAUUGCUAGUCAAUAUAUGCAUAACAGAUCAGAACAUGAUCGUAUUGCACGAUUAUGGACACAGAAAUACGCGAAUUCUGCCACAUAUCCCUCUACUGGACAUACGCAGGGGAUAAAUGCCGAUUCCGAGUCAAAUAGACGAGAUACGCAGGCCAUACUGUUACCAGUUCCAAGGUCGUCAGAUUCCGAACAUUCAGGUUGUACAUCAAACAAAGAUGAUAUUCUGACCGAAGUACCGUGUACAGAAAGUAGUAGCACAAGUGCCUGUACAAGCGUUGGAGCUAGAAGUGAUGGUGGAGAAAGUGUGGAUGAAGUUCUUGAUGAUGAAACUCCUGUACCUUCUACAGAAUCAUCUGUUGUUCAUUCAUUCACUCCUGCUUGAUUUUUUUUUUCAACCUUGUUCACUUACCUGGUUCUUUCGUUUCUUCAUGGUUUCUUGUUUUAAUUUAAUCCACUAACUGUUUUGAAAUCCUUUUGUAAAGCGGAAUCAUGCAUACUUUUUAUAGUUCCUAGGAGAUCCCGAUAUAUAUAUAUAUAUAUAUAUAUAUC